AUGGCCAGUUGUCCUCCGUCUAUUAAUGGAAAAUGUAGGAAUGUGAUAGAAAUUAAUAACGAUGCCAUCGUACAAUUACGAUUUUACGAUAUGGACAUUAAUCACUGGAGUUGGUCUCUAGAAAAUAAUUGGAGGUUGGCUUUAAAAGCAAGUUUAAAUAACUGUAUUAAUAAGAAAGAAAGAAUUUGCCGGCCAUUGACAGUAAUAAGCUCUUCAUCUUCAACUCGUGCUUAUCAAUUUCGAGAUAGAGAUAUCAACAUCACAACACUAUAUCAAAGCACUAAUGAUAGCGUGAAUGAUGUGAUAGUGCUGCUAUAUCUGGAACAGACUGCAAUAUCAAAUAGUAGCUAUAGGGUAUUCCUAUAUAAAGAUGUUCUUAUUGAUGUAAUUAAUAAUAAAGCAACAGUCCUACAACAAGAAGCCAAGAUCAAAUAUUCAUUUGUUGCCCAAAAUGUUGGGGAUCCUAGACCAUCACCGCCAACUCUUCCCAGUUGGCUGAUAGUUAUGAUAGCAUCUUAUAUUUUCUUCUUUCUGAUAAUUAUGUUUCUAAUGGCGAAAUGGCUUCGAACAUGGAGAAUAAAAAAAAGUGGUAAAAAAAUACACGAUUUAGAGACGGCAUCAAUAGAAAAAAUUGGUAACGGAAUUGCUAUUAGGAAAGAAGAAGAAGAUGAAGAAGAUAGUAAUAAUAUUAAUAAUGAUAAAGAAGAAGAAGAGAAAGAAGAAGAGAAAGAAGAAGAGAAAGAAAAAGGAAAAGAAGAAGAAAAGAGACAGCAGCAAGAGCGCCAGCAUCAGCCGUCAUCGUUACGGCGAAAAGCAGCAUUUGAAGAUUUACAAGAUGGCGAUCUCUCUGUACCGACUGAGAUUGUAUUAAAUGGAUGCAGUAGGAGAGUAUCAUCUAUACCUGAAAUGGAUGAAGAAGACAAUCCAGAAACAACAGCAGAAGUAUAUCAGUAUGAAUCUAAUAGCAGAAAGCAAUCAAUAGAUAGUAAGGGUAAUAUGGAAUCAAUGAAAGAAGAUCAGGAAGGCUUUCGAAUUGAACAAAUUGAGGAAAAUGAUAGUGAUACUCAGUUAGAAUUGAAAGACAUUAACGAAUUGAUGACUGAAAACACUGAUUUAUGUAAUGAUGCAGAAGAUAUUAACGACAAAAGUAAGUCUUCAUCGUGUUCAACUCACGAAUGCGGCCAAUCAUCCAGUUUUGAUCCUAAAGAUAUUGAGGAAAAGAGCGAAAUAAAUGGUCGAAAUCGAACAUUAACUGGUGGAUCUAAGGAUGUUGAGACAAAAGUUAGUCAAUUAAGACGUGGAAGCUUGCCUAUUGGCAAAGUUUUACAUGAGCUGCGAUCCAAGUUAAGUGUUAAACGUCGGCAUGGCAGAGAUGGAAAACAUAAGGGUACGACAUUUCAACCGAUGUUUCGAAAACUAGAUGGAAAUGGUAACAGUACGGAAUAUCCUACUUUAUACUUUUCCGGAAGACGUUCAAUGUCGGUAAUGAAUGAAGACUGCGUUUCCAUGGAAUCUAAAGUAUCGUAA
Messenger RNA from Trichoplax adhaerens, 1527 nucleotides. RefSeq lists its product as uncharacterized. The transcript is spliced from 12 exons. NCBI's taxonomy places the organism in Eukaryota, Metazoa, Placozoa, Uniplacotomia, Trichoplacea, Trichoplacidae. Bases 1 to 1527 code for a protein of 508 amino acids. The record is from RefSeq and is a predicted model, not a curated record.